AUGCCUAGGAAGAAGCAGGAGAGCGUGACUAGCAGUAUGAUGGGCUAUGAAUACAGCCGGAGUGGAAACCCUACCCGGAACUGCCUGGAGAAGGCUGUGGCAGCGCUGGAUGGAGCUAAAUACUGUUUAGCUUUUGCUUCUGGUUUAGCUGCUACUUUGAAUAUUACUCACCUGUUAAAGGCAGGGGACACGAUUAUCUGCAUGGAUGAUGUCUAUGGAGGCACAAACAGAUACUUUAGGCAAGUAGCCAUGGAAAUGGGCUUGAACAUAGUUUUUGUUGACUGCACAAAAAAGGAAUGCCUGGAAGCUGCAAUUACACCAAAGACCAAGCUGGUUUGGAUUGAGACACCCACAAACCCCACGUUGAAGGUCAUUGACAUCAGGGCCUGUGCAGAUGUGGUACAUAAGCAUAAAGGUGUUCUUCUCGUGGUAGACAACACUUUUAUGUCUGCGUAUUUCCAGCGCCCACUGUCCCUGGGGGCUGAUAUCUGUAUGUACUCUGCAACCAAGUACAUGAACGGGCACAGUGAUGUGGUAAUGGGACUUGUUUCAGUAAACUGUGACAAACUCUACGAAAGGCUCAAAUUCCUACAAAACUCCCUGGGAGCUGUUCCAUCCCCCUUCGACUGUUACCUGUGCAACCGAGGCCUGAAGACCCUCCCCAUCCGGAUGAAGCAGCAUUUCCACAAUGCUCUGGCUGUUGCCCGGUUUCUGGAGUCAGAUCCCCGGGUGGAGAAAGUCAUUUACCCAGGUUUGCCUUCACACCCUCAGUACGAGCUGGUGAAGCAGCAGUGCUCGGGCUGCCCCGGGAUGGUCACCUUCUACAUCAAAGGAAGGCUGGAACACGCUGCUACCUUCCUCAAGAACCUAAAGGUUUUUGCCCUGGCUGAGAGUCUGGGAGGGUAUGAAAGCCUAGCAGAGCAUCCGGCCCUCAUGACUCACGCGUCGGUGCCUGCAGAAGACAGAGCAGCUCUUGGGAUCAGUGACACAUUGAUCCGCCUGUCGGUUGGGCUGGAGGAUGAAGAAGACUUGCUGGAAGACAUAGAUCAGGCUCUAAAAGCUGCGUUUGCAGGCCACAAGGCUUGA
This is a messenger RNA of Chaetura pelagica (chimney swift), 1086 nucleotides long. RefSeq names its product cystathionine gamma-lyase (gene CTH). Gene Ontology annotation, cellular component: cytoplasm. Gene Ontology annotation, molecular function: pyridoxal phosphate binding; cystathionine gamma-lyase activity. NCBI's taxonomy places the organism in Eukaryota, Metazoa, Chordata, Aves, Apodiformes, Apodidae. Gene Ontology annotation, biological process: transsulfuration. The record is from RefSeq and is a predicted model, not a curated record. Bases 1 to 1086 code for a protein of 361 amino acids. The transcript has 12 exons.